Messenger RNA from Microplitis mediator, 1028 nucleotides. RefSeq names its product uronyl 2-sulfotransferase-like. NCBI's taxonomy places the organism in Eukaryota, Metazoa, Arthropoda, Insecta, Hymenoptera, Braconidae. The record is from RefSeq and is a predicted model, not a curated record. Gene Ontology annotation, molecular function: sulfotransferase activity. Gene Ontology annotation, cellular component: membrane. The coding region runs from base 102 to 962 and encodes 286 amino acids. The transcript is spliced from 6 exons.
UCUUUACAUGUAGCUCUCAAUAAUUUAACAAAUGAAAUUAAUACUCAUUUAUUUAUUUAUUUAUUUGUAAUUUAUCACAUAAAUUUUUGAAAAAAAUAUCUAUGCGUCGCGUAAAAAGUUUGUUAAUUAUUUCAAUUAUUUUCACAGUAUUAUUACUCGUCUAUAAUAUGAAUCAUCAGUUUAUUAAUGACAUGAAUUAUUCAAAUUAUUACGCUCAGACAGUGCAUAGAAUGGUCACUCCGUCACUCGCUGAACUAGGAACUGAUGGAAUUUCUAAAUUUAAUGACCACGUUAUUAUGCUGACUAGAGUACCGGGUGCAGGUGCGGAAAUAUUAGUCUAUAUAUUGCAACAUUUAUCAGGAUAUAAUGCAUUCAAACAUAUAAGAAUACCUUCGGGAAAUUAUGAUAAGAUUCUCUCUCCAUUACAACAGGAAUUUCUUGUCGAAGACAUAACAGAUAUAAUAAAACAAGAAGCGAUUCCAUUAAGUUUUGACGGGAAUAUUAGAUUUUUGAAUUUUUCAAAAUUUGGCCGCCAAACUCCGUCGUUUAUUUCAAUCGUCCGAGAUCCGCGGGAUAUUUAUUUAUCAAACAGAAAUAAAUCGGCAAUUUAUGACGGAGGAAUUUCAUAUUUUUGUGGACAAAAUCCGCGCUGCGCUGUUAAAAAUAGAUGGUCAUUAGAGAAUGCAAAGAAAAAUGUCAUGCAAUGGUAUUCCGUAAUAGGAAUUUUGGAAAACAUGGAAGAAACUCUGAAUGUUUUAACGAAAAAAUUUCAUUAUUUUUUUAAUGGAGCUUCUGAUAUUUAUAUCAAAAAAUUCCGAUUAAAAAAAAUGCUGAGAAAUAAUAAAAUUAAACGAAAUUUAUUAAUAAAAAAAAAAAUUGAAAAAACAUUUGAAAGAGAAAUAGAAUUUUAUUUAUGGUUGAAAUCACGUUUACUCAAUCAAGCAGAUGAAUUAAUUAAUUAAUUAAUUGAUUAAAAUUUUUGCUUUUAAUUAUUUAUAAGAAAUGUAUAUAGUUAAUGGAUAUGUAAU